AUGGGUGAAAAAAGAGAAGGACUUAUAUCCUUUUUCAAAUUUGAAUGCAAUAUGUGCAAAAAUAUCUGUACAAUUAAAUCUGAAAACACACAUGAUACUGACAAAAUUAAUUUAAACAUUGCCGCGACCACUGGCAUCGUUGCUUCUGGUAUUGGUUAUUCACAAUUUGAAGAGCUAUGUUCAGCAAUAGACGUUCCAGUAUUUACUCCGAAUACUUACACCAAAUAUCAAGAUCAGGUUCUUAAAAAUGGGAACAAACUGCGAGUUCUUCUAUGGCAGCUGCUGCAGAAAAAGAAAAAGAAAUAG
This is a messenger RNA of Parnassius apollo (apollo), 306 nucleotides long. NCBI's taxonomy places the organism in Eukaryota, Metazoa, Arthropoda, Insecta, Lepidoptera, Papilionidae. The record is from the annotation of a GenBank genome assembly.